AUGACAUUAAAUUGUGCCAAACAAUAUUUUAUACAAAUUAUUUUAUUUUACACACUAAUUUUAUUGGUAAAUUGCGACGAAUUAGAAGCUCGUAUUUCAUUAAAUGUAGAAGGAACAGGAUUUCAUAGAAAUUUAAUAUAUCAAAUAUAUAUCGAUCAAUUCAUAGAGGAUUGUUACAUUGUCCUUUAUUUGCAACUUCCAUCUGCUUUAUAUGUUGAUGUUAAUGAAUUAAAUCAUUUAAGAAGACUUGGAAUUAGCACAGCAUGUUCUAGCGGAGAAACCAAUGUCGAAUUAUUCACUGAAAAAGCACAAAUACAAAAUAUAAGUAUUUGUUCACGUUUAACUAAUAUAGAAAGUAUCUUAAAACUCCCAGUACAUCAACGUUAUCGAUAUGCUAGUGUAAAUGAUAAAUACAUAAAUAUUAGCUUACCAGAUCCAAAGUUGUUAUUGGGCUGUAGAAAAAGACUCAAAGAAUACAGAAUUUCUAAAAUUGAUUUGUGUUCUCCAUGCGUAGAUAUCGUACCUAAAUGGAGAGAGAUUCCAUACGUGAUGUUAAAUAAUAAAGAUAUGAAAAAUGAAUGGACAAUUCCAAUUGGUGAAACAACUAUGUUACCUCUGGUAACUUAUACAACAUUGUUAUUAACAAUAUUAUGUACAAUAUUUCUUAUACAUACAAUUUGGAAAUCUAUGCCUAGACAACAUCUUAAGAGAGAGUAACAUAUCUUAAUUAAAUAUGUUGAUGUAUUAUGAUCAUUUGUACUUUUAUAGUAACAAAUUUUUCUAAACUUGUAUAAAUACGUUCAUACGUAUUGUUCUUUAAUUUAAUAAAUAUU
Molecule: messenger RNA, 833 nt
Organism: Apis laboriosa (Himalayan honeybee)
Lineage: Eukaryota; Metazoa; Arthropoda; Insecta; Hymenoptera; Apidae
Product: phosphatidylinositol-glycan biosynthesis class X protein-like
Exons: 4
Coding region: 1-717 (238 amino acids)
Biological process (GO): GPI anchor biosynthetic process
Cellular component (GO): endoplasmic reticulum membrane
Source: RefSeq, a predicted model, not a curated record